Messenger RNA from Erinaceus europaeus (western European hedgehog), 4119 nucleotides. It is a transcript of the gene IFT122, whose product is annotated as intraflagellar transport 122. The record is from RefSeq and is a predicted model, not a curated record. Lineage: Eukaryota; Metazoa; Chordata; Mammalia; Eulipotyphla; Erinaceidae. Gene Ontology annotation, biological process: protein localization to cilium; intraciliary retrograde transport; non-motile cilium assembly. Gene Ontology annotation, molecular function: protein binding. The coding region runs from base 121 to 3846 and encodes 1241 amino acids. Gene Ontology annotation, cellular component: non-motile cilium; intraciliary transport particle A. The transcript has 30 exons.
GUCACUGCGCAUGUGCGUUGCCAAGGGUAGCGUGGCCGCCACCAUGGCUGCCGCCGUGGGCAGUUGCUGAGGCUAGGAGGAGGAGAGGGAGGCGGGCCCCGAGGCGCUAAAGGAGCCGCGAUGAGGGCUGUCCUGACGUGGAGAGAUAAAGUCGAGCAGUGUAUAUAUGACCUUGCGUUCAAGCCUGAUGGAACACAACUGAUUCUGGCUGCAGGGAACAGAUUACUGGUUUAUGACACCUCUGAUGGCACCUUACUCCAGCCCCUGAAGGGACACAAGGACACGGUGUACUGCGUGGCGUAUGCGAAGGACGGUAAGCGCUUUGCUUCCGGAUCAGCUGAUAAAAGUGUCAUUAUCUGGACGUCAAAGUUGGAAGGCAUUCUGAAAUAUACGCACAACGACUCUAUCCAGUGCGUCUCCUACAACCCCGUUACCCACCAGCUGGCCUCCUGCUCCUCCAGUGACUUUGGCCUGUGGUCUCCUGAGCAGAAGUCUGUCUCCAAGCACAAAGCCAGCAGCAAGAUCACCUGCUGCAGCUGGACAAACGAUGGCCAGUACCUGGCUCUGGGCAUGUUCAAUGGCGUCAUCAGCAUCCGGAACAAGAACGGCGAGGAGAAAGUGAAGAUUGAGCGGCCGGGUGGCUCCCUGUCCCCCAUCUGGUCCAUCUGCUGGAACCCCUCCAGCCGAUGGGAGAGUUUCUGGACGUGCAGGGAGAGCGAGGACGCGGAGGAAGAUAUUGUCAGCACAUACUUUCAGGAGCUCCCCUCCGCCCUGCAGUCGACAGUGUACAGUAGUCAGGGUAGUGAGGCAGAGGAGGACGAGCCCGAGGAAGAGGACGACAGUCCCAGGGACGACGACUUAGAGGAACACAACGACAUCCUGGCUGUGGCAGAUUGGGGCCAGAAGCUCUCCUUCUACCAGCUGAGUGGGAAACAGAUUGGGAAGGACCGGUCUCUGAACUUUGACCCCUGCUGUGUCAGCUACUUCACGAAGGGGGAGUACAUUCUGCUAGGUGGCUCGGACAAGCAGGUGACCCUCUUCACUAAGGACGGCGUGCGGCUGGGCACCGUCGGGGAGCAGAGCUCCUGGGUGUGGACAUGCAGAGUGAAGCCCGACUCCAACUACGUGGUGGUGGGCUGCCAGGAUGGAUCCAUCGCCUUCUACCAGCUCAUCUUCAGCACCGUCCACGGGCUCUACAAGGACCGCUAUGCCUACCGAGACAGCAUGACAGACGUCCUCGUGCAGCAUCUCAUCACCGAGCAGAAAGUUCGGAUUAAAUGCAGAGAGCUUGUCAAGAAAAUUGCCAUCUACAAGAAUCGAUUAGCUAUCCAGCUGCCGGAGAGAAUCCUCAUCUACGAGCUGUGCUCAGAUGAUGCGGCAGAUAUGCACUACCGGGUGAAGGAGAAGAUUGUCAGGAAGUUCGAGUGCAACCUCCUGGUGGUGUGUGCCAACCACAUCAUCCUCUGCCAGGAGAAGAGGCUGCAGUGCCUGUCCUUCGGCGGAGUGAAGGAGCGCGAGUGGCAGAUGGAGUCUCUCAUCCGCUACAUCAAGGUGAUAGGUGGCCCUCCGGGACGGGAAGGCCUCUUAGUAGGUCUGAAGAAUGGGCAGAUCCUCAAGAUCUUUGUGGACAACCUCUUCGCCAUCGUCCUGCUGAAGCAGGCCACGGCCGUGCGCUGCCUAGACAUGAGCGCCUCCCGCAACAAGCUGGCCGUGGUGGAUGAGAACGACACAUGUCUGGUGUACGACAUCCACACCAAGGAACUGCUCUUCCAGGAGCCCAAUGCCAACAGCGUGGCCUGGAACACACAAUGUGAGGACAUGCUGUGCUUCUCGGGCGGCGGCUUCCUCAACAUCAAAGCCAGCACCUUCCCCGUGCACCAGCAGAAGCUACAGGGCUUCGUGGUGGGCUACAACGGCUCCAAGAUUUUCUGCCUCCACGUCUUCUCCAUGUCGGCCGUAGAGGUGCCUCAGUCUGCGCCCAUGUACCAGUACCUGGACAGGAAGAUGUUCCGGGAGGCCUACCAGGUCGCCUGCCUGGGCGUGACGGACGCUGACUGGCGGGAGCUGGCCAUGGAAGCCCUGGAAGGUUUAGAGUUUAAAACAGCCAAGAAGGCCUUCACCAGGGUACAAGACCUCCGUUACUUAGAGCUCAUCAGCAGUAUUGAGGAGCGGAAGAAGCGGGGAGAGAGCAACAAUGACCUGUUUCUGGCAGAGGUGUUUUCCUACCAGGGGAAGUUCCACGAGGCCGCUAAGUUGUACAAGAGGAGUGGGCACGAGAGCCUGGCACUGGCCAUGUACACCGACCUGCGCAUGUUCGAGUACGCCAAGGAUUUCCUCGGCUCUGGGGACCCUAAAGACACGAAGCUGCUCAUCAGCAAGCAGGCAGAUUGGGCGAGGAGCGUGCACGAGCCCCGGGCGGCCGUGGAGAUGUACCUGUCGGCCGGUGAACACCUCAAGGCCAUCGAGCUCAGUGGCGAGCAUGGCUGGGUGGACAUGCUGAUUGACAUUGCCCGGAAGCUGGACAAGGCGGAGCGGGAGCCACUGCACCUGUGUGCCUACUACUUCCGGAAGCUGGGGCAACCCGGCUAUGCCGCUGAGACCUUCCAGAAGGUUGGAGACCUCAGCGCUCUGGUCCGGCUGCACGUGGAGAACCAACACUGGGACGAGGCCUUUGCCCUGGGUGAGAAACACCCCGAGUUCAAGGAUGACAUCUAUGCACCCUACGCCCAGUUCCUGGCCGAGAAGGACCGUUUUGAGGAGGCCCAGAAAGCAUUCCACAAGGCUGGGCGGCAGAGGGAGGCAGUCAGGGUGCUGGAGCAGCUCACACAUAACGCCGUGCUAGAGAGCCGGUUCAGCGACGCUGCCUACUACUACUGGAAGCUGAGCAUGCAGUGCUUGAGCAUUGCGCAAGACCCUGCCCAGGAGGAUGCCAUGCUUAGCAAGUUUCACCAAUUCCAGCACCUGGCUGAGCUCUACCAUGGCUACCAUGCCAUCCAUCGAUACCUGGAGGAGCCGUUCAGCUUCCACCUUCCCGAGACCCUCUUCAACAUCUCUAGGUUUCUGUUGCACAGCCUGACCAAGGACACGCCCCUGGGCAUCUCCAAGGUAAAGACACUCUUCACGCUGGCCAAGCAGAGCAAGGCCCUUGGCGCUUACAAGCUGGCGCGGCAUGCCUACGACAGGCUGCAGGGCCUGAAGGUUCCAGACAGGUUCCAGAAGUCCAUCGAACUGGGCAGCCUGACCAUCCGCUCCAAGCCCUUCCAUGACAGUGAGGAGCUGGUGCCCCUGUGCUACCGCUGUUCCACCAACAACCCCCUGCUCAACAACCUGGGCAACGUGUGCGUCAACUGCCGCCAGCCCUUCGUCUUCUCCGCCUCCUCCUACGAGGUGCUGCACUUGGUCGAGUUCUACCUGGAGGAAGGCAUCACUGAUGAGGAGGCCGUCUCACUCAUCAACCUGGAGGCACCGAGGCCCAGGUGGGACAGCAAGUGGCAGGAGGUCACCAGCAACAACUCGCAGACACUGCGGCUGGAUGAGACCACAGACGCCGGGGGGGAUGGCGACCCCUUCACCGCGAGGCUCAGCUUUGAGCAGGGCGGCUCAGAAUUUGUGCCAGUGGUGGUGGGCCGCUCGGUGCUGCGUGCCAUGAGCCGCCGCGACGUCCUGGUCAGGCGCUGGCCGGCCCCACUGCGCUGGCAGUACUUCCGCUCACUGCUGCCUGAUGCCUCCAUCACCAUGUGCCCCUCCUGCUUCCAGAUGUUCCACUCGGAGGACUAUGAGCUGCUGGUGCUCCAGCACACCUGCUGCCCCUACUGCCGCAGACGCAUGGAUGAGGCUGGCCCCUGACCCUUGACCCCGACCCCGCCCAGCCUCCCAGACACCGGCCACGAGGGGUGUUGGCUAGAGAUGGUGUUUGAGGACCAGAGAAUUGCUCUUGUGGUGUUGUGUGCCUUGUGGGCAGCACCAGGAGACGGAGAAGGGACCGAACGUGUAGUUUCUAGGAAAAUAAGCCUGUUCCUCUGAGACAGACGGGCUCUGAGCACCACAGCUCCCUAAGACCUGCCACUGCUUGCGGACAGGGUCCUGCAAGUCAUGUAAUAAAGGGCCCUGCUUCCCGUC